Messenger RNA from Scaptodrosophila lebanonensis, 3090 nucleotides. It is a transcript of the gene Pgant3, whose product is annotated as polypeptide N-acetylgalactosaminyltransferase 3. The transcript is spliced from 6 exons. Lineage: Eukaryota; Metazoa; Arthropoda; Insecta; Diptera; Drosophilidae. The record is from RefSeq and is a predicted model, not a curated record. Bases 309 to 2303 code for a protein of 664 amino acids. Gene Ontology annotation, cellular component: Golgi apparatus.
AAAUAAACAGUGAAUAUUUUGCAACAAGUGGCAUGCAUUCAUAAGUUCUUGCUCCCAAUUCGCAAUUGGAACGCGCCUCGCAUUUCAAAGACGGCCAAUUGUUCGGGCGCGACAUUUACCAGUUGUUGUCGAUUGGUUGCUGCGAAACGACAACAACGGCAACAAUUUAGUUGUCGCUUAGUUGGCAGAAAGCUACGAUCGGGCUUGGACUUAUUGGCGCGAGCGGUCAUUAACAUUAGCAAACUGGCUGAAGACGAAGAAAACAACGGCAGCAGCAACAACAGCAAGAAGAAAAGAAUCUAUUAGCCAUGGGGCUCCCGUUCCAUAAACUCAAAAAGCUGUAUAUACUUUAUUUGUUUUUGUUGGUAUUUGCGUUUUUUAUGUUUGCAAUUAGCAUAAAUUUAUAUGUAUCAAGCAUGCAGAGCAAUGGUGGCGAAGGGAGUCAUCCGAAACCGCCGCCCAAACGACGCUCCCUCUGGCCGCACAAAAAUAUUGUGGCGCAUUAUAUUGGCAAGGGAGACAUAUUCGGCAAUAUGACUUCAGACGAUUACAACAUGAACCAGUUCAGGCCUGUGGAGACCGAGGGCGCCUAUGGGCGACCAGUUAUUAUACCGCCGCGCGAUCGAUUUCGUAUGCAGCGUUUCUUUAGGCUCAACAGCUUCAAUAUAUUGGCCAGUGAUCGCAUACCGCUUAAUCGCACGCUCAAGGACUACAGAACGGCAGAAUGUCGCGAUAAAAAGUAUGGCAGCGGCCUCCCCACCGCUUCAGUGAUCAUUGUCUUUCACAACGAGGCCUGGUCUGUGCUUCUCCGCACGAUAACGAGCGUUAUAAACCGAUCGCCACGACACUUGUUGAAGGAGAUUAUUCUGGUGGAUGAUGCCAGCGAUCGCACCUAUUUGAAACGGCAGCUGGAGAGCUAUAUACGUGUCCUAUCUGUGCCGACGCAUCUGUAUCGCAUGAAAAAGCGUAGCGGUCUAGUGCCGGCACGUCUAAUGGGUGCUGAACAUGCUCGCGGCGAUGUCCUAACAUUCCUUGAUGCUCAUUGCGAAUGCUCUCGAGGCUGGCUAGAGCCGUUGUUAGCCCGCAUUAAGGAAUCGCGCAAUGUGGUUAUCUGUCCAGUCAUCGACAUUAUAUCGGACGAUAACUUCAGCUAUACGAAGACCUUUGAGAAACACUGGGGCGCUUUUAACUGGCAGCUCAGUUUUCGUUGGUUCUCCUCGGAGCGUAAACGGGAUACAAAUGUGAAGGACGCCACGCAACCUACUGCCACGCCCGGCAUGGCCGGCGGACUGUUCGCCAUCGAUCGGAAAUACUUUUACGAGAUGGGCGCUUACGAUAGUGAGAUGCAUGUGUGGGGUGGCGAGAAUGUAGAAAUGUCUUUUCGCAUCUGGCAAUGUGGCGGCCGCAUCGAGAUUAGUCCGUGCUCGCAUGUGGGUCACGUCUUCCGUAGUACCACUCCCUAUACAUUUCCGGGCGGCAUGAUCGAUGUAUUGACGACGAACUUGGCGCGUGCCGCUACCGUCUGGAUGGACGACUGGCAGUACUUUGUAAUGCUCUAUACUCAAGGAUUAUCGCUGCAUGUGCGCGAAAGCGUCAAUGUCACUGAGCGUGUCGCACUGCGCAAGAAACUGCAAUGCAAACCCUUCUCCUGGUAUCUGGAGAACAUUUGGCCGGAGCAUUUCUUUCCAGCACCCGAUCGUUUCUUUGGCAAAAUCAUAUGGCUGGAUGGGGAGACAGAAUGUGCGCAGGCGUACAGCCGCCAUAUGAAGAACUUGCCGGGCAGACUGCUCUCACGGGAAUGGAAGCGAGCCUUUGAGGAGGUGGAUAGCAAGGCAGAAGAGUUUACCACUCUCAUCGACUUGGAGCGAGACAAGUGCCUGCGGCCGCUCAAAGAAUCGGCGCCGCGCUCCUCCCUGCAACCCGUGACCGUUGGCGAUUGUACGUCGCAUGCACAGACCAUGGAUUUGUUUGUAAUAACGCCCAAGGGCCAAAUAAUGACCAACGACAAUAUUUGCCUCACUUACCACGAGCCCAAGCAGGGUAUGAUAAAGCUGCUCAAAAAUCGCAAUGCGACUACUUCCAAUGUAAUGAUGACGCAAUGCACCAAUGACUCACGACAAUUGUGGACCUACGACAUGGACACUCAGCAAAUCUCACAUCGCGACUUGAAACUUUGCCUAACACUCAAAUCGGCAACAAAUUCACGCAGCCAGAAGACGGAGAAAGUGGUGCUCACCAUGCAGUGCGAUUUUAAGGAUAUUACUCAAAAAUGGGGCCUAAUACCAUUGCCAUGGCGCAUGUAAUUCACUUGCAACCCAAACGAUGUGCUAUCAACGAAAUUCUGCCAGCUAUAUUGGACCACAUCGAGUCUUAAAACAAUGUGAUAUUUAUUGAAAUUGUUGAUGAACGCCACUUGUAUUUUAUCUCUUUGUUUUAACUGAAAAGUCAGGUUCACAUUUGCAAUCAAGUUACUGAAAGCAUUUUGUAAAGUGAGAAGGCAUGUUUGUGGCUUUUAGAAAAGAGAACAAUGUUGAAAUGUAGCUACAGUAGAUUCUUUUAAAUCUAAAACAAAAUUAGUCUCUAAUUGAUUUUAUACUUCUUAGAAAAAAUAUUCAACAAAUGGAUACAUGCAUACUUAUACUACUUAUAUAUAAAGAUGCCACAAAAAUGCAUAACAUUUUAGAGAUAGUUCGUUUUUAUAGACAACAAUUUAAAGCACUUGUAAGGAUUUUAAAAAACUAAGCUCUAGUACAAACGCCACGUGUCGAAAUAUCAAUACAGUUUGUAAAUCAAUCAUGGCCCACUUUUCCAAUUUCGCCAAAUAAUUUGCAACUGUGAACUUGACCACAAAACACAUCAAAUACGAGUAUAGUACACAAAAAUGUAUACACAAACACACAGGCACACCGAUACAACGAUACACACCCACAUGAAUUGUUCAUAUGUAAAUCAUUUGAAUGCGUGCCGAUUUUACGGAUGCAUUGCGACUUGAACUCUUUGUAAUUCUAUGUCAUAGUUUUAAGGCAAACAGUUUUAGGCAAUUUUUAACUAAAAGAAUAGUAUAACAGCUGUACUUACUUUACUUUUUUU